Seminavis robusta is the source of this 1258-nucleotide messenger RNA. Lineage: Eukaryota; Bacillariophyta; Bacillariophyceae; Naviculales; Naviculaceae. The record is from the annotation of a GenBank genome assembly.
CUUGCGAUGGUUUCCAAGCAGUGUUGAAGUUAUUUCCUUUGCGUGUCCAAGUACUAAGUGCCGGUACUGUAGCAGGAGAGCGACGGUGAGUAUCAUUCCUCGGAGUUUUACUAGAGGUUCUGUCAAAAGUCAAAAGCUUGUUGUAGAUGAUGUUGUGGUUGUGGUACAUGUAUGUAGCAACCGUGCUCCGCAACAGUUUACUGUGCUUGUUUUCUUCUAAGAAAGAUCUAGCUUUGAUCCAGUCAGAAUUCACCUAGCGAAAGGAUACAGCGCCAAUUAUCACGAAACUUGACGAAGGAGGCCCUGAUAAAAAUGGUUGUUCUUGCUAUCUAAGUCAGAGUUAGAGUUACCUCUUAUGUUGGAAGGUUGAUACUCUGCAUGGACACUCGAUGAUUUGGAAAAUCAAUCGUUUAUUAAAAGUGGAUGUGCCCUCUUUCAAAGCAUCACAGAAGAGUGCAACCUUGAGCGAACGGAAGAGUGCUCACAAUUCUCGUUCCAAGAUCUUGGAGACCUCCAACAAUUGAACCUACCAUCUCACAAAAGCAAUCUUUAUCAUGACAGUUCCAAACAUCAUUGUUGUUGUGCAGGAGGAUGAAUCCGACUUGGACUCUGUUGUCACUUUCACAGAAGAAGAUUUGGAAAUGUGGGAAGAGAUUUUUGUUUCAACAACACCAACGGGGUUGCUAGGCCUUCCCAGGUAUCCCCGGCGCAGACCAAGCGUGAAGACUGAAAAGAAUUCGUCCAAGAGUCGAUCUCCUCCAGGACUCCCUAAACGUCAGGCUAGCGGUCUAUCUCUGGGCUCCUCCUCUGCAGCCAACGACGAGGCUGAUGAACCCUUGGCGCCCCCACGGGAAAUUGAAAAGAUUGAAGAUCUGAGGUCCAGCUGGGUGCCUUCUCCGCCCAAACGACGAGCUACGUUUGUGUUCAAGGAUUCGGUCUUUGAAUACAUUAAUGUCCUUGACUUCAGUGACGACGAAGACGAAGACGAACCCGAAAGCACCUCUCUGAACACGGACGAGUCGAGUCCGGCAAGAAGAAGACGCUUCCACCGUUCAAGUCAACUGGUUCCCCCGAAGCCACCACGACGUCAACCGAGCAUGAGCAGUGAAGACGAAAAGGUUGCCGUCUUCUUCGAGAGUCGGGUGGGUGGAAUGACUCGAAUAAUGCCACGGAUUCCCUCUGCAAGAAGUGCUUAGUAAUGAUGUCAACUAGAGAGCUUAAUUAAAGGGGAAUAUGUAACAUGGUAUUCAAAUACAAA